AUGGCGAGAGCAUGGGGAAACAUCAAGCAAGUAACAAGGACCAAUAGGCCAAUGCUCAAGUUGAGGGUUGUUCGUGUUUUCCAAAGGACUAAUCAAUACUCAUCCUAUAAUAACAUCCUUGAAAUUGUCUUUCAUGACAUUGAGGGGGGUCGAAUUACUGGAAUAGUAAGAGCAAUCAAUAUCCCAAUUUUCAUCCAUGAAUUCGAAGAAGGUGUUGUUUAUGCAUUUCGAAACUAUCAAGUUGAGAGUAAUAUCGGAAUGUAUAGAUCCACCAUUGGACAAUACAGAAAUGCUAUGGAGCCAUCGGAUGGUUCCCUUAUGGAGCCAUCCAUAACAUGUCAUUGGAAUGGUGGUCGAGAUACAUCCCGUUCAAAUGAAGAACGUCAAAGGAGUACAAACUCGCAUGAUAGCAUUCUCACUAAUGGAUCCGGAGGAAACGUUCUGCCCUUCACUUUAUGGGGACAUAUGUUGAUCAAUUCCUCAACUUUGAGAAUCAGCUUGCCGGCCCACAAUGGCAAUCUUUGGGCUUUGAUAAUUCAAUUAGGGCGUUCAAGAGAAUGGGAUGAAAAAGUGCAAGUUACCUCAUCAAAGAAUAUCACAAGGCUAAUUGCUGGAGAAAAUAUUCCAGACGUUGUGAAAUUUGGCAAUAGGGCUGCUAUCGGCCCACUUUCAAGGGCCCGCUUAAUUUCAAAGAGUGCUAUAAUUGUGAAAUCUGAACUUCAAGAAUUAGCCGAUGGUGAUGUUGUUGUGAGUGCUGUUGACUCACUCUUUGAUACUGCUGAGGAAACCGAUGUUUGGAUAAGUGCUACCGUGGAGUCAAUUAUAGAUGAGUGGUGGUACCGCUCAUGCAGAAGAUGCACAAGCAAAAUGGAGGAGGUUCAUGGACAGUUUAACUGCAUCAAAUGUGCUCAUAAAUUUGAAAUUUAUCGCUACAAGAUUCAAUUUGGUGUCCAAGACAAUACGGCUCCUGCAACCUUAAUUGCAUGGAAUAAUGAAUGCGAGCCUAUAAUUGGUAGGCCAUGUGAUGCAUUGAGACGUGAAAUGAUGCAAAAGAAUUCUACCAGCAUUGAACUGCCAGAAGAAAUAGACAAUAUGAUUCACAAAUCAUAUCUGUUUAAGGUGCGAAUUAGUCAAAACAGGCGUAAUUUCAAGGGAGUAGAAUCAGCAUUUUCUGUUGUGAGGAUGAUUGUUGAUGAAAAUCUGGACUCUAACUUCUUGACUUUAUGUCAAUGUGAAGAGGCUAACAAUGGCAAGGUCAAUGAUCAUUUAUCACACUUAUNUUCCAACGAUAUCAAAUCUCCAUUCAAAAUCAAAAUAGCCGCCCAAAGGGCAAAUGUACACAGAGGACGACUCCAAUAA
Striga asiatica is the source of this 1359-nucleotide messenger RNA. NCBI's taxonomy places the organism in Eukaryota, Viridiplantae, Streptophyta, Magnoliopsida, Lamiales, Orobanchaceae. The record is from the annotation of a GenBank genome assembly.